AUGGCGAAGCAAGAUGAUGGCCUCUUCCUCCUUGAGGUGCUCAUAGAUAAAAUUGUAUUCGUGAAGAGUCCAUGUUUCACCGACAAAGACUUCAGGACUUGUGUUAAAAUAGACUGUCCCGGAAUGGAACCACUGGAGAUUUGCGACGAUGAACUCGAUCCAUGCGCCGCAAAGAGCGGCGGACCUUUCGUCAAGACAUUCAACAGUGGCAAAUCGUGUCUGUUUUCACUUAAGGAAUCUGAAAUCAGCAAUGCCAUGAGUUCGUUUCCGAUCAAAAUAUGCGUAUACAAAGCACUGCCAUGUGGAUGCUUACCAGCAAAAAUCGUAAUGGGAGAGGCAACAAUUGACAUGACGAAAGAGUUUGUUCAAGCACGAAAUAAGUUUCUGGAGUUUCCUAAUACUGUUAGCUACCAAGCUUUGAAGGAUUCGUUCCGCAUAAUGGGACCCGAUGGCGCGGAAAGUGGUGAAAUCGUGAUGUUCUUACGCAUUUCAUGUUUUGGAAAGUUGAUCAUAACGAAGUUCCAGGGCGCUGGUGGACCGCCGACCUUAGGUGGUCCCGCAGGUGCAUCCAUUAAUGAUCGCUCGUGUAAUCCGCAGCGAAACUUUCAGAGCAGUGACGAUCCUUGUGUCUGUGGAGGUGCCCGAGGAAUGCCGGGGGGUGGUGGUGGCGCUGGCGGUGCCGGCGGACCCUGUCCCGGAGGUGGGGGAGGAGUCUGCCCCAUAGCGAGGGAUCCAUAUAACAGCAUGCCAUGCGUAGAAGGUGAUGAUGUUUGCUACUGUUCCGGUCCUAAACCAGAGCAAAAGAUACCGAUGGCAUGUAGAAACACUGAUCAAUACUGCUUACAUGUACCAAAAGGUGCCCUGCCGAGCUUGCCGUUUUAUCAAGAAGUGACUGAAGAACAAAAACUGAGAAUGAAAAUAUCGACUGUGGUCAUGAAGCACUUUAUGGAUAAUUAUUAUAAUAUUCCUGCUUUAGAUCUUCUUAAAUUAUUAAAUCCACCCAUUUCCGACAGUAUAGCCCAAUAUUUGAAUGAACUUAGAGGUGUCACAACUUCUAUGCAAUAUUUGUUUGAAGGUUUCCGUUCGAAAGAUUCUUUAUCUAUCACAUCUAUAAAUACCCUAUUGGUAAAAGAAUUGUGUAAAGAAGAUAAUCGGACGUCCAGAUUAGAUCGAUCAACAUAUGGUGAAUUGAAAGGUUAUAAUAGUGGACAUUUAUUUAUUGAAAAUAACACUUUUGGCCAAAAGGAAACUGCAGUGUAUAUGACAUAUUUAGAUGAUUUUCGCCAUCGCACCUCGGGAACACAAGCUACAGCUUCAAUAAACAAAUGUUUGCAAGUCAAUACUAACACCAGUAUUGGUUCAUAUUACCCAUCAAGUUGUAAUUCCAAUUUAGAUGCACCUUCAUUGUGUAAUAGUGUAUCAACAACAGCUUACCGCAGUAAUAGAAAUGACGUAACUAACAAGAUGCACUAUUCUGAAGUAUAUUUUUGGGGAAGAAAGAAAGAUGAUGAGGGGAUGGGAAGUUCAGGAUGUAAUGAAUGUAAAGACUGUAAAGAAAAACUUUCCAAAAAGUCCUCACCACUCAGAUCACCAACAAAAUGCUGUGGGUCCCAAACAAGAUCUGUAAAAGGAGCAUCUGCUUCUACGGGCACUGGUAAAUCAGUUUGUAUAAAAGAUGACAAACCAAAUAAAUGUUGUCCGGCUAUGGCUGUAUCUAAAGGCGAUAUAUCUGCAACAGUCUCUCAUAUACGUAUUGGCCCAAAAGAGCCAUGUCCAGUUCAUGGUUGUACUCCAUGUCAAGGACCAAAAUGCAUUGUGGCUUCAUCAGGAGAACAACAAGUCCCAGUCAAAGUAUCUACAGUGACGAAUCCACGUCGUGGUGUAUUUGAAUUAGUCAUCCGAAGAAUGACUGGAGCACCGCUUGCAAAGAAUGAACUGAUGUUAGAAUGGACUCCACCUCCAGUCCGGCCUCCGUGUGGUUCACCAUGUGCUCCCACGCCUUGCUCGCCGCCGAGCCCUUGUCGGCUUUCUAAGUGCAAAAUGAUUGUAUGUCGAGCUUCACCUUGUAAACCUAAAAUAUGUAGAAAGGGAUGCAAAAGGCCUUGCCGACCAGUGCCAUGUCGACCUACACCUUGUAAAAAAUGUUGUAAACCUUGUCCUCCCUCCCCCUGUAGACCUUGUCCGCCACCCAAAUGUGGUGGUUGUGGCUCUGGGUGUUGCAGUAGAUGUCCCUCCACAUGGCCUUGUAGACCCUUACCACCAUGGCGAUAUAAAGUUUGUUCUCCAUAUCCUUGCAAACCUUGCCCGCCAUCAUCAUGCAUUUCAUGCUCAUCUUGUAAGCCAUGUCGACCGCGGUCAUGUCCUCGCCCUUUGCCUUGCUGCGCUCCACCACCUUGCAGGCCUUUCCCGCCACCACCUUGCAGACCUUGCAAGCCUUGUCCACCCUCGCCUUGUAGGCCUUGCAAACCACCUUCACCGUUCAAGAGUCCCUGUCCGUCCCAGUGUUGCAAAAAGCCAUGUUGUGCUUCUCCUUGCAGAAGUUCGCCAUGCAUACAUCCAUGUAGACGCCGAAAGCAUCCACGCAAAUGCAGAAGCUCGCCUAAAAUUAAAGCACGCCGAAAACGUAUAUCGCCUUGUUGUAACCGCACCAAGCAGUGCCCCGUGGUGAGGUGCAGGAGUUUGCCCGGACCCUGCGUCAUGUGCUGCAGUGUUCCCCGGUGCCCGCCACGCAAAUGCUGCUCCGUCGCUCCAUGCAAAUCUCCAUGUUAA
This is a messenger RNA of Amyelois transitella, 2769 nucleotides long. RefSeq lists its product as uncharacterized. The coding region runs from base 1 to 2769 and encodes 922 amino acids. NCBI's taxonomy places the organism in Eukaryota, Metazoa, Arthropoda, Insecta, Lepidoptera, Pyralidae. The transcript has 3 exons. The record is from RefSeq and is a predicted model, not a curated record.